Messenger RNA from Zingiber officinale, 372 nucleotides. RefSeq lists its product as uncharacterized. Lineage: Eukaryota; Viridiplantae; Streptophyta; Magnoliopsida; Zingiberales; Zingiberaceae. Bases 1 to 372 code for a protein of 123 amino acids. The transcript has 3 exons. The record is from RefSeq and is a predicted model, not a curated record.
AUGCAAUUUAUAUAUGUGUUACCCGGAUGGGAAGGUUCUGCUCACGACGGUCAUGUUCUUCGUGAUGCCAUUAGUAGGUCUACUGGGCUUAAAGUUCCUCAAGGUUGUUACUACUUGGUGGAUGCUGGCUAUUGUAAUUCUUCUGGAUUUCUUGCGCCUUAUCGUGGACAUAAGUAUCAUCUUAAUGAGUUUGAUGAUCCUCAGAAAUCGAUAGAGGGUGAUGAAGAAAGUGAAUAUGAGGAAAGUGAUGAUGAUGAUGAAGUGGAAUACAUACGAACAAUUGCCCCAACUGACCAGUGGAAUGCGUUCAGGAAUAAUAUGACAAUUGAAAUGUUUAAUAAUUGGAGAAAUGGAGUUUUUAAUAUGGGUUGA